AUGGGGGCAGAGGGAGACAGUUCUUCCUGGGCUCAAGAAAACAUCUUGAACAAAGAUUUGCUCUCUGCUACAUCUGUCCAGCUGUGCUAUGAGAACCUGAACAGAUCCUGUGUCAGGAGCCCAUACUCUCCAGGCCCCCGCCUCAUCCUCUAUGCAGUCUUUGGCUCUGGGGCUGUGCUGGCUGUGUUGGGAAACCUCCUGGUGAUGAUGUCAAUUCUCCAUUUCAGGCAGCUGCAUUCUCCUGCCAACUUCCUGGUGGCAUCCCUGGCCUGUGCCGACUUCCUGGUGGGGGUGACAGUGAUGCCCUUCAGCACGGUGAGGUCUGUGGAGGGCUGCUGGUACUUCGGGGAGAGUUACUGCAGAUUACACACUUGUUUUGAUGCAUCAUUCUGUUAUUCUUCUAUCUUCCACCUGUGCUUCAUCUCUGUGGACAGAUACAUUGCCAUCAGUGACCCCCUGAGCUACCCUGCCAGGUUCACUGCAUCUGUGUCUGGCAAGUGCAUCACCUUCUCCUGGCUCCUGUCCAUCAUCUACAGCUUUUCCCUCCUUUACUCAGGGGCAAAUGAAGCUGGGCUGGAGGACUUAGUCAGUGCUCUCACCUGUGUAGGCGGAUGUCAGCUGGCAGUCAAUCAAAGCUGGGUCUUCAUCAAUUUUUUGUUAUUUUUCAUCCCCACGCUGGUCAUGGUAACUGUCUACUCUAAGAUUUUCCUCAUUGCUAAACAGCAGGCUCAGAAGAUUGAGAAGAUGAGUGACCAGAGAGCCAAGGCCCCAGGCAGCUACAAGGACAGGGUGGCCAAGAGGGAGAGGAAAGCAGCCAAAACCCUGGGAAUUGCGGUGGCUGCCUUCCUCCUCUCAUGGCUGCCAUACUUCAUUGACUCCAUCAUUGAUGCCUUCCUAGGGUUCAUCACACCCACGUAUGUGUAUGAAAUACUAGUUUGGAUUGCUUACUAUAACUCAGCCAUGAACCCUCUGAUUUAUGCUUUCUUUUAUCCUUGGUUUCGAAAAGCCAUCAGAAUGAUUGUCACUGGCAGAAUCUUGAGAGGGAAUUCCUCCACCACCAACUUGUUUCUUGGUUUAGUUGGGGAUGACAAAGAGAUUCAGAGCAUAGCAUCACCUCUGCAACUGAGGGUCCAGAUCUACUCCCACAAAGUGAGGAGUUAA
Molecule: messenger RNA, 1161 nt
Organism: Meriones unguiculatus (Mongolian gerbil)
Lineage: Eukaryota; Metazoa; Chordata; Mammalia; Rodentia; Muridae
Product: trace amine-associated receptor 7b-like
Exons: 1
Coding region: 1-1161 (386 amino acids)
Biological process (GO): G protein-coupled receptor signaling pathway
Cellular component (GO): membrane
Molecular function (GO): trace-amine receptor activity
Source: RefSeq, a predicted model, not a curated record